Messenger RNA from Hyaloperonospora brassicae, 645 nucleotides. The record is from the annotation of a GenBank genome assembly. NCBI's taxonomy places the organism in Eukaryota, Oomycota, Peronosporomycetes, Peronosporales, Peronosporaceae.
AUGACCGAGUCAGUGCUAUCGGUGACGUUGUUCCUGCUGCCCUGUGCCGUUAUCUUGGAGCGUUGCAUUGCGGACUGGUCGCUGCUCGCACUACAUCCGGCGUUAAACUCAUUGGCCACGCUCGUGUGUUUACCGAGUGCCUUGCAAGCCAUGUUGCAACGGAAAAACGAGACGCACUCAGCGACACGCGUCAGGCUCACUCAACUGCAUCUACUGUUCAAUGUAUUGGCUGGAGCAUUGGUAGCUGCUGCAGGCGUCGCAGUGUUCAUUGCUAAACGAAUGGAGAACGGCAGCCCGCACUUAUCGACACCUCAUUCGUGGGCAGCUCUCGUGACGGGCAUGUUCUUCGGACUAAACGUGUUCCAGGGGCUACUGUUGACCUUCGAAGGGUCGCGACCCAACUGGCAAUGGAAGGACGAGACCCACGCCAUCACAGGCGUACUGAUCUACAUUGGCAGUGUUGUCACAAUGCUCUACGGGUUGCAAACGAGCUCGUGGGGGACAACGACCUUUGGUCCAGGGAGACAGUUCCAGCUCACAGUGCUCAUUGUGGCAGCACAUGUCAACUUGCUGAAGAAGUUGCUCGUGCUGCAGCGCGGAGAUGGUCAGUCAGUUGUCGCCAAGAAAGUGGCACCCGUCGCUUGA